UCAAACCUCCACUGUUUCUCUACAAUGGGCGUAAACGCCUGGUAAUGUUAUAGUUGUCCAGCAGAGUUGGCUUGGGUUUAUUUCUGCCCCCCAGUGGGUAAAGCAACCACCGCAUGGGAGUUUGUAUCCUGCUACCAAGGUUAGACAUUAACCUUGUCUUUUCUCAGUCACUCAGGGCACCAAAAGAAGGCGGACGGUACUCUGUCCGAGGCAUGCUGUCGCUUCGCCGUCACAUCUUACUAUGGGCGACUGUAACAACUGCACACACGAGCGGGCUUUAACCGUGGAGGACGACAUUACUGUAGUGUUUCACAAAGUUGAUUCCAGCCAUGGCAGGAACAGCCUGGACGAACACGACGAGAGUGGCGAUGAUGAGCGGACAGCAGAGAGGAUUUACCUGCGAAGUAACUGUCGCGGUUACGAUUAUGAAGACGAUGAUGAUGCUGAGCAGAAGGAAGAAGAAGCGAGGGGAAGCGAGUAUUCACCGGAAGGCGGCGAGGAGGAGGAGAAGAGGAAGAAUACGCUAUGCCCGCCGGCGUUCUGCGUCAGGAGCGAGCCCGCAUCCCGAGAGGAGAACGCACGUGAAGGCGUAGAAAAACAGAAGAGAUGCCCUGGUCUUGGUUUGUUCUACGCUUUCCUGGCCACAGUUUUCUUCUCCAUCAUUGCCCUCUUGGUGAAAACCAUUCAGGGAGUCCACGCCAUAGAGAUCAGUGCCAUACGCUGCUUCUUCCAGAUACUCUUUACUAUGCCGUUACUCAUCUACAACAAGACAGGUUUCCUCGGUCCCAAGGAAAAACGUAAAUAUCUGGUGCUUCGAGGUUUCAUUGGCUCCAACGCCAUGAUCUUGCUCUUCUAUGCUGUUCAACAGAUGCCGCUUGCAGAUGCCACCGUCAUCAUGUUCAGUAAUCCAGUCUUUACCUCCCUUCUGGCCUGGAUCUUCUUAAAGGAACGGUGUACAGUCUGGGACGGCGUCUUCACUAUUUUUACCCUCACUGGAGUCAUCGUCAUCGCCCGACCGCCAUUUAUCUUUGGCCAGCAUUUACAUGGCAUCGAAGGAAAAUACACAAAUCACAUAAAGGGGACCAUUGCUGCCUUUGCAGGAGCUGUUGGAUCUGCUUUUACAUAUGUUGUCAUUCGCAAGAUUGGGAAGAGUGUCCAUUACUACCUCUCUGUCUGGUACUAUGCCGUCAUCGGCUUCAUCGAGUGCAUCAUCACUGUAUCCGUCCUGGGGGAAUGGAGGCUUCCGGCCUGUGGCCGCGACCGCUGGUUGCUGAUGCUGAUUGCUGUCCUGGGUGUCGCCGGGCAGACCUUCCUCACAAAGGCCCUGCAGAUUGAGAAGGCCGGACCGGUGGCCCUGAUGAGAACUUUCGAUGUGGUGCUGGCGUUCAUCUUCCAGUUUAUUUUCUUUAACCGUGCACCGACCUGGUGGAGCCUGGGCGGUGCGCUGUGCGUCGUGUUGAGCACUAGUGGAGUAGCAUUCAGGAAGUGGUACAGCAACUCGCGAAAGAGCUGAGAAGGAAGAGAACAUAGAGUACUUUGGUACUACUAUUUAUUCUUUUACUCUAUCAUGUGUUUUUGAUUUCUUCUGUAUUUUACUCGUUAUUUAGACGAAAGCUCUUUAAAAAGAGAAACAUAGAGAUAUCGUCUAAUGAUGAAGCUAUGAUAGUUUUCAAUUUGAAAAUUGAAGUCUUUACAUCUAGUAGAGUUGAUCCCUAAGAAUCAACCUGUGUAAUACAUACUGUAUAGUUAUGCAUUCAUUUUUUUAAAUGAACACAUCAAUGAAGGUAAUAAGAGGAGGGAAAAAAUACCCCCAACCAUAUCCUGUUCUAAGCAGCCUAUGAAGCUAAGUAACUGCCUACUAAACAGAGUAUACCGCUCAUCUCUUCCAUAAUGGACAUGUUUUCUACAAAAUGAGGGUGAAAGUUCUAAUCAUAAUGAAACAGUUGGAAGCUAAAUGCUUUUUUAAAUUCAGGAGUGGGGUUGUAUGAGAUAGUUGUCAAUAGUAAUUGUAUGACCAACAGAGGAUCCUGGUUAGCUUGGCCUCUUAAGCCCUGUAUCCACCAAGCGGUUCAGUUCGUCUCUGUACGGCACGCAUUAUGUGGCGUUUCCACUGACUAAAACCGGGACAGGUCCCCAAAUUACCGAGCCGUACCAUCCCACUUUUUGGUACCCUUCUGUUGGGGUGCCAGACAUACCGAUCUGACCCCAGAAGGUGGAGCUAGAAACACUGCAGUCCGUUGAUUGGUCAAAAGAAUCGUCACUUCCUGUGUGACAGCGGUAAUAAAGAACAACACAUAACCCCGCCAUGUUUAAAUCUCCAGUGGACUUCGGGAAGAUAACUGUUUUUGUUUGGAAAAUGGCGUCAAGAAACAGCGUUUCAUGGUCGACCACGGAGCUGCAGACUUACCUCGCGUUUUUGUUCUUCGUUGCAUUUAUUAGCAGGGUACACUGUCGCACUGCCAUGACGUCACGCUAUUACGUAGCUGACACGGCUAUCAGCAUCCGGCUCACAUGCCGCCCACCAAGUAGGGCACGGUUAGCUGUGGAAACGCAAACAGGAUCAGGCAUUACCGAUCCGACCCGUACCAAACUGUACUGAUCCAUUCAAGACUGCUUGGUGGAAAUGAGCCAUUAGUUGAGAAUCAGAACAGAAGCUUGGCCAUCAACUGUUGCAGACAAGGUCAGCUCUACCACAUACUAUGUCUAAGUCUGACCUAAACACUAAUUUCAGUUGAAGUGUUAGCGCUGUGUAGAAGUUUUUCAGUGCUUUACUUCACUGUCAGAAAGCCUCUUUGUUUUGCCGACGUGUGCCAUCCGUGUUCCUCCACCUGCAGUGCACUGAUCAGUUAUUCACGUGUGUGAUGUACGAGACAUGACAUUUUCCUUGUACUCUGAGAUGCAAAAAUCUAGAGAUUGACAAUAUACCAUUUACAUACAGUAUAUUUGACGUAAUGUUAAGCAAGAGACUCACUUCCAUUUGGCUUUUCUGAUUUAACUUCUAAAAAUUGAAGAAAGUCAGUAAAACAGGGGCGUUCAGUACAACAGGGAGCGAUGCAGACUGCAGCUGUAUGCGAGUCGCUGGUAUCCUCUGAUUCUGAAAGAUACUGAAAUACUAUUGUUAUCAAGUCCCACUUAUGACAGCAGUUAUCUUUCUCGGUUUGAGGGCAUGGGCUCAAAGUUUAUGAAUAGCUGAUCAGCGCACUGGCGGAGGAACACGAAUGUGUCCACAAAUAAUGCAAUAGCAAACUGGCAGCAAAGUAGGACACUGAACAUUUUCUAAAUAGAGCGUACUAUUAGACCAAUACUAGUGUUUGGGUCUGGCUUUGUUAGAUUUACCUAAAUUGUGUAGGUGAGUUGACCUGACUACAGCAGUUUAGAGCUAAGUUUCUAUUCCUUUACCCUCGUUGGCUUCUCAACAAAGGGGCUGAACUGUAGGUAAUACACUUACUAUUGAAAAGUACUUCAUACGAUUGAUGAUUUUGAUUGAUGACGAUAUAAACCCUAACUUCAUCUUAAAAGAAAAAAAAGUUUUAAAAAAAAGGAUUUAUCCCAUUAAAGGACAGGCUCACUCACAAUUUCUUUUUGCUUUAACCUUCAAUAACCAAAGAGAGAGGUUUACCGCACUGGGACCAAUCCUAUUGUGUCAUACUUAAAAACUUAAACUACAUAUUUUAUUUCAUAGUGGUAUUUACUAAUAGAGUAGUAAAUUAAAAGAGUAUAUACCUCACAUAUGUGAUGUAUUUGCAAACAAUAGCACAUCACAAUGUUUUCUAGCAAAAUAAGCUCCACUGCAAGAAUUCAAGUCAACAAAAACAAAUCUGAAAGCUGGAAAUGAAGCUCUAAAAUCACUUUUGUUUUUACUUGAAAACAGGGUCACGCUGGAUUCUCUCAGGGAUCGCAUUCCAACUUUUUUUAAAAGCCCAAACAGGACAUUUAAUCUUGUCCAACCCAAACAUAUUCAUUUUGAAUGACUGUUUUCAUCAUACUGAUUUUUACUUUGGCUUUUCUUCCCCCUUUUCCUUGAAUGGACAACUUAUUAAGCUGAAAUACAUCAUUAUCAAAUCCAGAACUAAUCAAUCAUUAACAAUAUCUUUAAAGUGCCUUAAGUAGGGAGCUUUUACCCUCUAGCCCCCCUCAGUUCUCAGUAACCAGCAUCUUGUUCUGUAGCAGAUCUCAGGUGUGACAGUACAUAAGAAUAUGACUAUGACCUAAGGUGACCCGGAAAUCACAUAGAUGAUUUCAUACUUAAGUGAUAGAAACUUAAGAUGAAGUCUGACAAAGAGGCCAUACUGACAUCUUCAUGGCCUAAGGAGGAGUCAACUCUGUCGUCUCAUCUCACAGUUUAAGUUUCUAAUAAGCGUGCUCAACAGUCUAAAAAUAUGAUGCUCAGAGGGGGGAUGUUGUUUGCACUUUGUCUUUGCUGGAGGGGGAGAAAAAGUGUCACUAACCUGCCACUUUAAUUCAACAAAUGAAGCUAUCAUCUCAAAAGCUGCUCACAAAGAAUGCUCCCAGGAAAGACGAUAGCUUCCUCAAUUAAUUCAAGCACGUAAGGAAGAAAGAUGAGAGGUGCAACCUUUGCAGGUUCUGCCGAGUGAACACUGCAGAGCUCGGAUGAAUAGUAAUGAACCUGUCACAUUUAAGCUGACAUUGAGGUGAUACUCUUGAGUAGCUUUGUGUUAGCCUCAGUGACUUUAAUCAUACAUUUGUGAUUCUUGUGCCAUGUACUUAGAGACAUAAAGAUCAUUCAUUAGUGGGUUCGUGUACAAGGUUGAGUCGAAGUUCCCCUGAAGCUACGGGGAUUAGUUAAAGUCCUGUGAGGAGUUUGAUUGGUUAUGAAACAAACUUAAAUUAAUGCUGACCCUGACCAACAAAAGCAAACAACAGCAUCAGCAACAGGAUUGACUUUUUCUAUAUAGUAAUUUUGAAUGCCUGGAGCCACUGCCAUUGGAUCAGGGGUGGAUCCAGGGGUGGCCAGGGAUGGCUGAUGCCCUCCUUGAAAUCAGUUCAGGUACAAAUCCUUCCUAAAGGUAGUGAUAUUAAUUUUAAGGGCUGAAAGAAGUCAAGGAACUGACUAUCAUUUUCAGAUUCGCCCUAUAUAGUAUGAAGGAAUAAAAACCCAAAGAAGGAAUUUUAAUUCCUCAAGAUAAAUUACGACUUCACCAAAAACAGGUACUGUUCUUUCGAGGUAACUUCAAAGCCAAGCAAUAUUGGAUUUUAAGCUAAAAGCAAUACUGUCCUUCACCUUUUAGCACCAAACAGUUACCUUGUGUACCACCUCCUCAGCCACAGUGUUCUGAAAUAUGAUCUUUAUGUGUAAUUGUUCAAUGCAACCCCUUUAAAUACCCUUCUUUCCAGGGCUGUGGGUAUUUAGCACAGUAACCUGCUUCUUCUGCUCUGCCCUGUUUUAGUGUCUUGUAUAACUCAUACUGUAUUUUUAGUAUUAAGCAGGGAGUUUCCUGCUGUCAAGACUGAUGAAGUCACAGCGCAUCUGCAGUCCUCUGUUGCAGAAAUGUUUACUUGGGUGCAAUGUAGCUGAAAAAAGAAAGGCAAUUACUGCUGCUAGACUGCGCAAUUUAAUAUCCUGCAGUUUCUUCCCUUCUGUUCCACAAAGGCUGCUGUGUCUGUUUUUGUUCCACCUGUUUAGAACUGUCGGCACAGUCGGCAUCCUCAGACUCCCCUCCGAUUUCACUUCUUCCUUUCAUACUGUGAACUCUUCAUCAUUGAACCCUGAAGUCUAAGUGUGCACAUUGUUGUUUUUUAUGUAAUAUGGACCUAUGUGACACAUAUUUAGGCAGUGAUGUAUUUAACAUUUUCUGUAUGAAGGCUUAUGAAGGAAAACUUAAAGGUACAGUAUGUAAAAUUAAAAUAUUUAGCUCCAUCUGUAUUGUUCAGAUUUUACAUUAAAACGCUCCCAUGCUCA
Molecule: messenger RNA, 5920 nt
Organism: Notolabrus celidotus (New Zealand spotty)
Lineage: Eukaryota; Metazoa; Chordata; Actinopteri; Labriformes; Labridae
Gene: slc35g1
Product: solute carrier family 35 member G1
Exons: 5
Coding region: 242-1513 (423 amino acids)
Biological process (GO): calcium ion export across plasma membrane; regulation of cytosolic calcium ion concentration
Cellular component (GO): endoplasmic reticulum membrane; plasma membrane
Source: RefSeq, a predicted model, not a curated record